This is a messenger RNA of Lagenorhynchus albirostris (white-beaked dolphin), 3154 nucleotides long. RefSeq names its product CD44 molecule (Indian blood group) (gene CD44). The transcript is spliced from 18 exons. The record is from RefSeq and is a predicted model, not a curated record. Bases 161 to 2419 code for a protein of 752 amino acids. Gene Ontology annotation, biological process: inflammatory response; cell adhesion; positive regulation of ERK1 and ERK2 cascade. NCBI's taxonomy places the organism in Eukaryota, Metazoa, Chordata, Mammalia, Artiodactyla, Delphinidae. Gene Ontology annotation, molecular function: cytokine receptor activity; hyaluronic acid binding. Gene Ontology annotation, cellular component: macrophage migration inhibitory factor receptor complex; basolateral plasma membrane; plasma membrane.
GAAUAAAAACUGCACCCAACUUCCGAGGCGCCCUCAUUGCCAGCCGGACCCCAGCCUCCGACAGGUUCGGGCGCCCUGCUCGCCCCGUGCUCCGCUGCCCCCCGCCCAGCGCCCGGCCCCUCCGGCCCCACUCGCUUGCUUUCUCGGCCGUUCCGACGCCAUGGACACGUUCUGGUGGCGCGCAGCUUGGGGACUCUGCCUCGUGCAGCUGAGUUUGGCGCAGAUCGAUCUAAAUAUAACCUGCCGAUACAAAGGUGUAUUCCACGUGGAGAAGAAUGGUCGCUACAGCAUCUCGAAGACUGAGGCUGCUGACCUCUGCAAGGCCUUCAAUUGUACGCUGCCCACCAUGGCCCAGAUGGAGGCAGCCCUGCUCGCAGGGUUUGAGACCUGCAGGUACGGGUUCAUAGAUGGGCACGUGGUGAUCCCCCGGAUCCACCCCAAUUCCAUCUGUGCUGCAAACAACACGGGAGUGUACAUCCUCACAUCCAAUACCUCCCAGUAUGACACGUAUUGCUUCAAUGCUUCAGCUCCACCUGAAGAAGACUGCACAUCAGUCACAGACCUGCCCAAUACCUUUGAAGGACCAAUUACCAUAACUAUUGUUAACCGUGACGGCACCCGGUACACCAAGAAAGGGGAAUACAGAACUAACCCCGAUGACAUCAACCCCAGCACCACUCCCGAGGAGGACAUGAGCAGUGGAUCCUCCAGUGAGAGAAGCACUUCAGGGGGCUACAACAUCUUCCACACCCAUCUUCCAACCGUGUACCCGACCCCGGACCAAGAUAGUCCCUGGGUCCCCAGCAACCCAGAGACUACCCCAGCUACCACUGUGAUGAGCACUAGUGGUACAACUUCCCAAACAGCAACCAAGAGGCAAGGAGCCCAGGAUUGGUUUUCUUGGUGGUUUCAGCCAUCAGCAUCCAAGAUUCAUCUUCACACCACAACAGUAAUGGCUGCUCAGCCACUAAUGCAAGUCACCACAACAGGUACGGAUUCAAAUAUCAUCUCAGCAGGCUGGGAGGCAACUGAAGAAAAUGAAGAUGAAAGUGACAGACACCCCAGUUAUUCUGGAUCAGACAUUGAUGAUGAUGAAGAUUUUAUCUCCAGCACCAUUUCAACCACACCACGGGUUUUUAACCACCCACAACAGAACCAGGAUUGGACGCAACCGAGCCCAGGCCAUUCGAAUCCAGAAGUAUCACUUCAGACAACCACAAGGAUGACUGAUGUGGACAGAAGUAGCACCAGUGCUUAUGGAGAAAAAUGGACCCAGGAAACACACUCUUCUCUCAGUCACCAUGGAUAUCAUGAUGAAGAGGAGACCCAGCAUCCUAUAAGCACAACCCGGACACCCCCUACUAGUACAACGGAAGAAACAGCUACCCAGAAAGAGCAGUGGUUUGAGAAUGGAUGGCCUGGGGAAUAUCCCCAAAUGCCAAAAGAAGACUCUCAUUCAACAGCAGGGACAACUGCAGCCUCAGCCCGUGACAGCCAUCAAAAUCAAAGAGUGACAGUGCAGAGCCAAGAGGACCGUUCCUGGACUUAUUUCUUCGACCCAGUCUCACAUCCAAUGGGACGAGGUCAUCAAACAGAAAGAAGGAUGGAUGUGGACACCAGCCAUAGUACGACGCUUCAGCCUUCUGCAGAUCCAAACACAGGUUUGGUGGAAGAAUUGGACAGGACAGGACCUCUUUCAGUGACAACUCAGCAGAGUGCUACUCAGAGCUUCUCUACAUCGCGUGGAGGCUUGGAAGAAGACAAAGACCAUCCCGUGACUGCUACUCCAACAUCUAGCAAUAGGAAUGAUGGCACAGGUGGCAGAAGAGGUGAAAAUCUUCCUGAAGACUCAACUACUUCAGUGGAAGGUUAUACUCCUUAUUCUCCAGACACAAAUGAAUACAGAACCCUCAUCCCAGUGACCCCUGCUAAGACUGGGUCCCCUGAAGUUACUAUUGUUGGAGAUUCUACUUCUAAUGUUGAUCUUUCUUUAUCAGGAGACCAAGACUCAUCCCAUGACCCCAGCGGGACGUCCUAUACGACUCAUGGAUCCGAAUCAGCUGGGCACUCAAGUGGGAGUCAGGACCGUGGGGCAAACACAACCUCAGGUCCCAUGCGGAAACCUCAAAUUCCAGAAUGGCUGAUCAUCUUGGCAUCUCUCCUGGCCCUGGCUUUGAUUCUUGCAGUUUGCAUCGCUGUCAACAGUAGGAGAAGGUGUGGGCAGAAGAAAAAGCUGGUGAUCAACAAUGGCAAUGGCACUAUGGAGGACAGAAAGCCCAGCGGACUCAACGGAGAAGCUAGCAAGUCUCAGGAGAUGGUGCAUUUGGUGAACAAGGAGUCGACAGAGACCCCAGACCAGUUUAUGACCGCAGAUGAGAGGCGAAACCUGCAGAAUGUGGACAUGAAGAUUGGGGUGUAACACCUACUCCAUGACCUUGGAAAGAAACCAUUGUCAGAGACAUAAUCUUUACAGGGAGCUGGGACACUUCACAGAUGCGAUGUGCUACUGAUUGUUUCAUUGGGGAUCUUUUUUCAGCAUAAAAUUUUCUAUUCCUUUUUGGGUUUUUUUUUGUGUGUGUUUUGUUUCUUAAAGUCAGUUCCAAUUUAUAAAAACAGCAUUGCUUUCUGAAAUGAGGGUCCAGUUAAUAAUCGGCAAGAAUUUGACUGUCCCAGUUCCCAUCUAGAAGCCUUUCACCCCCCCUGGGGUGUGCUAUGGACGGCUUCUAGCAAAAGCCACACAUCCAUCUUCCUGGUCUUCAGCCUUCCCUCCACCCCACCGACCAGGGAACAGCCACCUGCUAAGGACAUCCCCCAGGGCUAAGAGGGAUUGGUCCCUGGGAGGAAAUUUGAAUGGGUCCAUAUUGCCCUUCCAGCAGCCCAAUCCCUGGACAUUUCUUUCCAGUGGGGUAGGGGAGGGGGAUGCACUAGUCACACAUCCCCUUCUACAGACCCCCUGGAAAAUUUUCAGAUGCUUCUGGAAAAUACCCAUACAGUGAAGCUAUUUAUCUGUGGUAAGCUAUUUAUCUGUGUUUUUGAAAUAUGAAACCCUGGAGCUCCUUUGAUCAGAAUGAUUAUUUUGUUGUUGUUACUUUGUCAGAGGCAUAAAAGGGUUUACGCUAAUUCAUAAUAAACAUCUAUACUUCUUCCACUUUAA